UAUGAAAUGAGCAACAUGUCCAAUGUGGGUGUAUUUUUUUUAUCUGGGUUCAGUGUGACAGUUCACCACAAAGCCGUCCUUUUCUGUCUGACGUUAUUAUGCUAUUUGUUAAUUAUCAUGGUCAAUAUGUGUCUGAUCGUAACCAUAACUCUGGAUAAAAGCCUGCAUGAACCCAUGUACAUCUUGUUGUGUAAUCUGUGCAUCAACGCGCUUUAUGGCACUGCAGGAUUUUACCCCAAAUUUGCCUUUGAUCUGUUGUCUGAUACUCCCAUCAUAUCUUACGUGGGGUGCUUUGUGCAGUACUUUAUCAUAUACUCAUAUGCCAUCAUUGAUUUUUCCGUUCUCGUUGUGAUGGCGUACGACAGAUACGUGGCUAUAUGUCGGCCGCUGCAGUAUGGCGCCCUGAUGUCGGUGCAGAGGACCUCCAUCCUCGUGGCGUUGUGCUGGUGUGUACCUCUGUGUGUGGAGCUUUGUGUGGUGACUCUGACAUCCUCACUGACACUGUGUGGCGCUCACAUAGACAAACUCUACUGUGAAAACUGGGCGGUUGUUAAACUUGCGUGCGGCUCAACGACACUGAACAACAUUGUUGGAUUGAUUGCUAUUUCCUUCUAUCUGGGCCACAUUCUCUUUAUUGUCUGCUCGUAUGUGCCGCUGGUAAAAUCAGCGUUAAAGUGCACAGAGACCAGGAGAAAGUUCACGCAGACAUGUGUUCCACAUUUGUUAUGUUUGCUCAAUGUCACAGCUGCUUUGCUUUUUGACCACAUGUACUCCAGGUACGGAUCAACGUUUGUUUCUCAGAAUGUCAAGAACUUAAUGGCGGUACAGUUUAUUGUGUUUCCACCUGUUCUCAACCCGAUCAUAUACGGGCUGAUCCUGAAAAAAAUCAGACACCGAGUUCUGACUUGGCUCAGAACUACACACCAAAGAUUCAAACUGACGCUCAAAGUUUGA
This is a messenger RNA of Thalassophryne amazonica, 954 nucleotides long. Its product is annotated as olfactory receptor 63-like. Lineage: Eukaryota; Metazoa; Chordata; Actinopteri; Batrachoidiformes; Batrachoididae. The record is from RefSeq and is a predicted model, not a curated record. The transcript has a single exon. Gene Ontology annotation, biological process: G protein-coupled receptor signaling pathway. The coding region runs from base 7 to 954 and encodes 315 amino acids. Gene Ontology annotation, molecular function: G protein-coupled receptor activity; olfactory receptor activity. Gene Ontology annotation, cellular component: membrane.